Echinostoma caproni is the source of this 1017-nucleotide messenger RNA. The record is from the annotation of a GenBank genome assembly. Lineage: Eukaryota; Metazoa; Platyhelminthes; Trematoda; Plagiorchiida; Echinostomatidae.
UUCAAUGCUACUGGAUCCCCGAACACCACCCAUUCUCGAGCAGUACGUGCGGCUGCUGGUGGCAAUGGUAGCUCGCUGCCGCUAUCCCAAACUGGUGGUGGAGCUGCGGUUCCAGUCUCUGCAGUUCCCAAUACAAACACCACCUCAUCCAACUACUCGUCGUCCGGCGGGUCCGCAACCGGAGCUUCUACACGUCCCAGUGGGCCACGCGCGAACACCGAUGGACAUAGACUAUCUGAGUUGAGUUGCUCCGACUUACAAUUGCGCUUAAUCCCAUGCACAUCCUCGCCUUGCCCACCACCCACUCAGUCCCAGCAUUCCUGCAAUCCUUUAUCUGCCGGUCAUUCCGGACCGAAUUCGGUUGAUCAACAGCCGGGCAGUGUGUACGGCUCAGACUCGGUAGCCACACCCCAAGGACCUUCGUUUGGUCUCAUGUCACCCCAGCAGGCAUAUAACCCCAACACUCCGGUUGCAGCCCAAAUGGUCUCCCCCGUUGGUGGCAUGUCAAUGGCAUGUCAAUCGAACCCUAAUCCGAACCCCCAUCCUCAACCCUCCGUUCAGUAUCCCCCAUACCAACCACAACCACAACACCCUCAUCUUCACCACACACAGCAAACUUAUGCCAAUGCAACUGGACCACCUAUGUCUCCCAGUCCUGCUGGACAGGCUCCAUUCCGUCCCCCAUCGAAUGCAAAUUCACCAUCUGCACAGCCUCAACCUAUUCCUGGAACCGGAUUACCGUCUCCCUCGAACUCAUCAUCAACGGGUCGUGUUCGGGGUCGGCAGUACUCGCCCCAAGUGAAUCCGGCUGGUGCGAUUUCACAGUCAGGCAACACCAUCCAACCACAGCAACGUCAUGCCUCUCCGCAUCCGGUUCUGGCCGUUCAGCAUUGCGCUGCGAACCAAUCUCUUUGUUUGAUCCGAGACAACUUUGUUCCACAUGAUCGUUGCUUGUGUAAACGUGAGCGUUUGCAUAUCGACUUUUGGGCUCGCUCACACUAUCAUAUCACUACGUGA